AUUUGUUUUAUUUCUCAGAUGGCCGAGGGCGAUAAGAAAAAGAGGGUCCGUAAGCAUCAUCAUGGAAGCCGUAACCCGGUCCUGGCCAGGGGCAUCGGCCGCUACUCUCGUUCUACCAUGUUCGCUCGCCGGGCCUUGUACAAGAGGAAGACUCAAGCCUCUGUAACGAAGAUAGAGAAGAAACUCGUGGAGAAGAAACCAAAAGAGAGAGCCCCCACCACCAUCACCAAAACCGUCGGUGGAGACAAAAAUGGAGGCACUCGUGUGGUCAAACUGCGCAAGUUGCCCCGUUAUUACCCCACAGACGAUGUGCCCCGCAAGCUGUUGAGUCACGGUAUCAAGCCCUUCGCCCAUCACAGGAGGAAGCUCCGCAAGUCCAUCACCCCUGGAACCGUGCUGAUCCUGUUGACCGGACGCCACCGCGGCAAGCGUGUGGUCUUCCUCAAGCAGCUGGACACCGGUCUCCUCCUCGUUACUGGUCCUCUAGCCCUGAACAGAGUGCCCCUGCGUAGAGCGCACCAGAAGUUCUGCAUCGCCACAGCCACCAAGGUGGACAUCUCUGGCAUGAAGCUCCCCAAAACACUGAAUGAUGCUUACUUCAAGAAGAAGAAGCUGAGGAAGCCCAAGCACCAGGAGGGAGAGAUCUUUGACACGGAGAAGGAGAAGUACCAGUUGACGGAGCAGCGUAAGGAGGAUCAGAAGGCUGUGGACUCUCAGCUGCUUCCUCUGAUUAAGAAGGUUCCCCAGCUGAAGGGAUAUCUGCGCUCCACAUUCUCCCUCUCUAACGGAGUCUAUCCACACAAACUGGUUUUCUAAAGAUGCAAAUAAAAUCCGUGUGAACCCAA
Messenger RNA from Xyrauchen texanus (razorback sucker), 845 nucleotides. Its product is annotated as 60S ribosomal protein L6-like. Gene Ontology annotation, molecular function: structural constituent of ribosome. The record is from RefSeq and is a predicted model, not a curated record. The transcript has 6 exons. Bases 19 to 816 code for a protein of 265 amino acids. NCBI's taxonomy places the organism in Eukaryota, Metazoa, Chordata, Actinopteri, Cypriniformes, Catostomidae. Gene Ontology annotation, cellular component: ribosome. Gene Ontology annotation, biological process: translation.